AUGGCUGCCAUGCGGUCUCCGAUCAUCGGUCUCCUCCUCCUCCUGCUCCCAAUCGCGCCGUCUUCCUCCAUCAAGUUCCCGCUCGAAGGCAAUGUCUACCCUGUUGGCCACUUCUAUGCUACGUUGAACAUCGGUGAACCCGCGAAGCCCUACUUCCUGGAUGUCGACACUGGAAGCAACCUCACCUGGCUGGAGUGCCACCACCCGGUCCACGGCUGCAAGGGCUGCCACCCGAGGCCACCACACCCAUAUUACAAGCCAGCAGCUGACAAGUUGAGGGUGCAAUGUGGUGGCCCGCUAUGUGCUGCAAUGCGCCGAGACGUGCCUGGGAUCCCUGAGUGCUCCAGGAAAGAUCCACAUCGAUGCCACUACGAGAUUCAGUAUGUCACCGGGAAGUCAGAAGGUGACCUUGCCACUGACAUCAUUUCUGUCAUUGGGAAAGACAAGAAAAACAUCGCUUUCGGAUGUGGAUACAAUCAGGAGGAACCAGCAGACGCACCGCCCUCGUCGGUAGAUGGCAUCCUUGGACUUGGGAGGGGAAAGGCAGGCUUUGCCGCACAACUCAAGGGGCUAAAGAUGAUAACAGAGAAUGUCAUUGGACAUUGCUUCAGCGGCAAAGGAAAGGGCGUCCUCCUCGUCGGGGACUUCAAUCCGCCGUCCCGUGGCGUAACCUGGGUACCCAUGAGAGAAUCCUUGUUUUACUACUCACCUGGCCUAGCAGAGCUGUUCAUUGACAAACAGCCGAUAAGAGGGAAUCCAACAUUUGAGGCUGUAUUUGACAGUGGUACCACGUACACCUUCGUGCCUGCCCAGAUAUACAAUGAACUUGUUUCAAAGGUUAGAGGCACUCUCAGUGAAUCAUCACUUGUAGAGGUGAAGGGUCGUGCUCUGCCUCUAUGCUGGAAAGGGAAAAAGCCAUUCAGAUCUGUCAAUGAUGUGAAGAACCAAUUCAAGGCACUGUCACUAAAAAUUACCCACGCCCACGGCACCAGCUACCUGGACAUCCCUCCUCAAAACUACCUCAUCGUGGAGGAAGACGGGAAAACGUGCUUGGCUAUCCGCGAUGCCUCGUCGGAUCCUGUUCUGAAGGAACUGAACUUUAUCUUGAUCGAAGCUGUCACGAUGCAGGAUCUGUUUGUGAUAUACAACAACGAGAGCAAGCAGCUCGGAUGGGUCCGUGCACAAUGCGACAAGGCGCAGGAGCUUGAAUCCGUCAUCCAUUCGCGUCUCUGA
Molecule: messenger RNA, 1233 nt
Organism: Triticum turgidum subsp. durum (durum wheat)
Lineage: Eukaryota; Viridiplantae; Streptophyta; Magnoliopsida; Poales; Poaceae
Source: the annotation of a GenBank genome assembly